Messenger RNA from Eriocheir sinensis (Chinese mitten crab), 9507 nucleotides. RefSeq lists its product as uncharacterized. NCBI's taxonomy places the organism in Eukaryota, Metazoa, Arthropoda, Malacostraca, Decapoda, Varunidae. The record is from RefSeq and is a predicted model, not a curated record. The coding region runs from base 8467 to 9507 and encodes 346 amino acids. The transcript is spliced from 3 exons.
UAAAGUCCUGCACCUUGGGAGGGAAUAUCCAGCACACCAAUACCACAUGGGAAACACUACACUACCCACCACAGAGGCAGAGAAAGGCUUGGGAGUGUAUGUUGUCAGGCUACCAAUGAAAGCCAAAUCCGUGCCAAUCGCAGCGGACGGGUUAAGGCCCUAUACCCAGGAGUAACACAAGCGCCCAAACCAAACCAUACCUUCCAGACUGAUCCGUUGUUUCUACUCAAUACCAGAUACUGAUAAAGAGAUUUCCUUUGUAGUUUCCUAAAAUUUCCUCUUCCUUUUUAUAUCAACGCUAAACACUGGGGCUACGAGGCUUUGUUACUUCCUCCAUGCUUUCAAGAGGGGAGUAUAUGAGGAACGAUUCUGACCCUGUUUUUAGAUUCUUUCAACCAUUUACUAUUAGCAGGAGCAGCGCCAGCGGGAUUUUUUGCUUCCUCCUUUUCAGUAUACCCUUGACCUGCCUCCUUUCAUGUAAGAAGAGACGAGGAAGGCUAAAGCGAGGUAGGAGGCUGAGGAGGGGAAAUGAGGCUGGUGAGGUGAGGUUAAUUAGGUCAGACUGAGGUGUAAAGAUGAGGAGGUAAGAAGUGAAGGGAAAUAGAUGGAGGAAAAUGAGGGUUAAAGUUAUAUUAGGCUGAGGUGCAAGAGUGAAGAAGCUUUUAGUGUGUGUGUGUGUGUGUGUGUGUGUGUGUGUGUGUGUGUGUGUGUGUGUGUGUGUGUGUGUGUGUGUGUGUGUGUGUGUGUGUGUGUGUGUGAGCCAGAAAAGGGAAUAAGAAACUAGGGGAAGAAUGAGUGAGGGCCUUGUUGAAUCCGUGAGGAAGGUGGAUGAGGAAGAAGGAACAUGAAUGAGAGAGGAAAGAAGUGAGGUAGGUACAGGUGAGUUGAGGUGAGUAGGUUGGCAAGGGAGUGGGAAAAUAAGGCAAGAAUGAAUGAGGGGACUUUAAAUGAGAGACGAAGGUGUGGAGGAAGAAAUAUGAAUGAGAAAGUGGAUAGAUAGGGAAAAAAAAGUGAGAAUGAAGGGCUUUUAGAAUGAGGAGGGAAGGUGAGGAAAGGAAAUAAGAAAGUUAAGAAUGAGAGGCUUUUGAGAGAGAAAGAUCAGGAGGGGGGAAAAUGAAUGAGAGUGAGUAGGUAGGAAAAAUAAGUGAGAAAGUGAAGUAAAAAUGAGAGGCUUUUUAAUUAAACGAAAAUGAGGAGGGAAAAAAAGAUGAAUGAGAAAGGUGAGUGAAGAGAUAAAAAAAAAAAAGAGGGUGAGAAUGAGGGACUUUCAGAAUGAGAAACAAAGGUGAGGAAAGAGUAAGGUGAGUGAGGCAGGUGGGUGACUUAGAAGUGAGGCAGGGUGAGGUGUGUCGGGGAAGGAGCCGUGAAAAAUGCUGCAGGAAGGUUAUGUUUCACGCGGGGCCGUAAAAUACAUCUCACGGAACAAGGAUGAAAAAAAGAAAGAAAAAAAAAAGCUAAAGAAAAAUUACAGCGUGUCUUGCCGGGGUGUGAAAAUGGCUCCUCUCGUCUGUUGCUGUUGGUUCUGUUGUUUAUUUUUGUGUCGUUUAUUUACUGUUAUUUCCAGACGUGUUUUCUUUGUUUUCGUCAUUGUUUAUUAUCCCUUUCCGGCAAACACCACUAGACCAAGUAAAUCAUAUAGCUAAUUCUCUUUCUGCUUGCCGUUUUUUGUUCAUGCUUUCCCUGUUUCCUUCGUUACAUUAUUUCCUCCCCUCAUUGCCUCCUUCUCUUCCCCGGCAAACACCACUAGACAAAGUAAUUCAUAUCAUCUUCAGUCUGUUCCUCAUAUUUGCUGCUUUCCGUCUUUAAUCCAUUCUUUCCUUGUUUCCUUUCCUACCGUCUUUCUUUCCCCUCAUUGCCUCCUCCUUUUCCUCGGCAAACUUCACGCGAGCAAGUAAUUCAUAUCAGCUCCACUCGGGCGGCGGCGACGAGGGCUAAAAUUUGCUGUCCCGUCCAGAUCGAUGCGUCUGGGCACAGGGAGGCGUGGCCGAGGGAGAGCGGGAGGGAGGGAGAAGGGAGAGCGAGGGGAGAGAGCAGAGGGGGCGGCAGCAGCUUCCCCUUAAUACUCCUACUACUACUACGAGUUUUAUUACUACAACAGCAUCCAUGAGGGGUUGCCUUGUUCCCUGCCCCCCUGCCCCCACCUGGCGUACCUGCCCCCUCACCUUAGGCGGCUGUCGAAGGGUAGAAUUUGGGUUAGUGAGGGACGGCGGCGCUCCAGGACAGAGGAGUGGGAGGAGCAGAUGAGUCUCUGUUGCCCGCUGCCUCCUCAUCCCUCACGAUUCCCGGUUGCAUUUACUCAUCACCGCUGCAUCUGAACCCCGUGUCCCACCCCCACAUGGCUCGUAGUGUUCUUUGACUACCUGGAAUAGUGCCUGACGGGUCCUGGGUCCUCGGGUUUGCGGGUAAAUUCCUACUCGGCAACUGCUUCCUUCUGAGCCACCACCAGCCGCUGCCGCCCCGCUCCCAGCCAGCCCUCGCAGUCCCAGGCCAAGUUGUCCCCUCAGUCUGCUCUUGCUCGUUUCCGUGUGAGUGUCGCGUCGCGCCCUCCGUGCCUCGCUCAGUGCCCCGACAGAGAGGCUGCGUGGCCCGGGAGUAGCGCCUCGUCAUCCUCGCUGUGAUCCCCGACGCCCUGAGAGAGGAAGUGUUGCCAGCGUUGACAUCCAAGUUCACGGUUCCUCUUCGUCCCAGGCGGAGAGUUAAAGAGCUUCCACAGCAAUUAGACGAGGCAAAGUUGUCCUCGCGCCUACAGAGUCCUUGUCCGAGGCUCCAAGUGGCAGGGCGGCGAAGCAAGCGUGUCCCCCUCGGCCACGCCACCAUGUAGGGCCUCUCCCUCAUCUCCCUUCUCUCCCUCAUUCCCCCUCCCAGCCCCUCCCUCAUGUGGCAUAGCCCCCAAACCCCCGCUGAGGUGCUCGACUGCUUCUUCUCCCUGCUGAUGCUGUUGCUGAUCCUACUGACACUGCUGCUGGUGCCUGUGUUCAUGAGGGGACUGUAGUGGGCGUGGAGGGUGACCCAUCUCCUCCUUGAACCCCCUGGAGGGAUGUGGAGGAGGAGCAUCGAGUCCCAGGUGUUAAUUAGAGGCUUAUAGGACACCUUAGGACGUCUUGGCACCUUGUAGACAUAGAGAUACAUGAAGGAUUGACCAGAAAGGACGCCCUAAUCUCCUCCUUGAAGAGAUACGUGAAGUGGGGGUUAAGUUUGCUGAGGUUCAAGUGCGACUCCAAGACCACCUGUCAGAAGGGGCGGCAGCGUCGUCGUCGGGGAUACAGUUACUAAUUCAUGAUCGUGUUUAUUCGCCCGACGCCCGACGCCUCCCACACGCGCCUGCCUCAAGGACGGACGGACGGCAUCAUGGAGGGCCUGUCUCGCUCCUCACCGCCCCGCUGCCCCGCCCACCCCCACCACCCCCUCCCCCGCCCCUAGUCACUUUACCUGCCCCACCUCUCCUCUCCUCUCCUCCUCCCCUGAAACAUGCACGACGCGUCUCCAAAGUCCGCGAAACACCACCAAUUUGACACGAGUGAUUCUGCAGGGAUUGAUAGAGACUCCCCAUCAUCACCGCCACCACCGCCGUCACCACCACCGUCACCACCACCUCCACCGCCUGCAUCACCACCACCGAUCUGACACCGACGUCCUGAGUGGUAAACCGAGAGACUAACAUCACCACCACCACCACCAGAGACACGUUCAUCACCACCACCAGGGACACUCCUCCAGUUGAUAAAAGACGCACCACCACUAGUAACACCCACCACCACCACAGCUUCAGUAUUCCAGGCACAGGAUUGGCUCGCAUGGUCCUGGAGAUACACACACAGCCGCGCCAAGACACAACGCUCUCUGCAUACCGAAGCGCCUGUCCUUAAAGACGUGAACAUCGAUACAGUCAGCGCCGCGAGUCCCAAAAAGGAGCGAGGCGAAGAGGCGGCAAAAAACACGAGUCGCGCAAAAAGUGCUGGACGUUAAUCAUUCUUUAAAGACGCGAGGUAAAAAAAAAGAAAGAGGAAGAAUUGUCCCGGGGUGGAAAAAGGGUACAGACGAAAAGGUUUUGAAUCUGAUCCGCAAACAAAGACCCGGAAAUAAAAAGUGUUGGACAUAGAUCAUUCUUAAACGACGCGAAGUGAAAAUAGAAAGAGAUACGGACUUUAAGGUUUGAAUCUGAACUGCAAAGACUGAAAGAUAGAAAAGUAAACGUUAUUCAAUCUUAACUUUCUCACCUUAAACGGCGUAAGGUAAAAAAAAGAAAGGGAAGUGUCUUAAGGAGGUACAGACUUAAAGGUUAGAAUCUGAACAGGAAACAAAGACCCCAAAAUAAGAAAAGUAUUACUCAUUGAUCAUUCUUAAAACAACGUGGUCAAAAAAAAAAAAAGUGUCCUCGGGUAAAUAAAGCUGAACAGUAUUACCAAACCUAACAAAAACAAAACAAAAAAGUGCUCCACAUAAAUCAUUUAAAAAACACGGUUCGCAAAAGCAAUUAACCGCAGCACAGCAGUAAACAAAGGUGAAGACUAGCAAGGUAACCCAAUCUGAAUAAAACAACAACAGCAGCAACAACAAAAAACAAAGCACUGUAAAAUAACGCAGCAAAAAAACAAGCAAUUUCCAUUUCCCAAACAAGGUAAAGUUGGACAACAAACGAAGGAAGCGUCUGUUUGUCUCUGUGUGUGUCUGUUUGUCUGUUUGCUUCUCCAUGACCCGCGAGCAAACAGGAGCACACGCCAGGUAGGACGAAAUAGUGAAGUCCUGCGUGCCUCCCUCUGUAACCUGUAACCUGUUAUCUAGGCGGCCACACACGACACAAAGGAAAUCUGUUUUGUGUUUGUUUGUGUCUCUCCCUCACAAACACGGCCCAGCACAAACGCGUUAUCCUCGGCCCAACAUAAACAUCAAGGCAGAUAAAAUAGUGCGAUCCUCUGAGCCUGAGAAAAAACAAAUACAAAAAGAGUGUGUUUGUGUGUUUCUCUGCUCACAAACACGGCCAAACACAAGCAAGAAGGGAUCAGAGUGUAAUCCUCGGCCCAACACACACCUGGAAAAAAAAAAACAUAAAAAAGUGUGUGUGUGUGUAUAUUUAUCUCUCUCUCCCCCACAAACACAGCCCAAGCACAAGCAAGGAGGGCUCAAAGUGUUAUCCUCGGCCCAAAACACAAAGAUAAAACGAAUCCUAUAAGCUUGAAUAACAUAAAGCAUCUGUGUGUUUGUUUGUCUAUCUCGAUUUCCCUCAAGCCCAAGCAAGGGGAGCUCAAAGCGUUAUCCGCGGCCCAAAACCCAAAGAUAAAACGAAUCCUAUAAGCUUGAAUCAACUUUAAGCAUCUGUGUCUCUGUCUGUCUCGUCCUCCCUCACAAGCCCAAGCAAGGAGGGCUCAAAACGCUAUCCUCGACCCAACACACAAGCAAGGAGGGCUCAAUGCGUUAUCCGCGGCCCAAAAAACAAGCAUAAAACGAAUCCUAUAAGCUUGAAUAAACGUAAAGCAUAUGUGUCUCUGUUUGUUUGUCUCGCUCUCCCUCACAAGCACAUGCAAAAAGGAACAAAACGCUAUCCUCGGCCCAACACACAAGCAUAAAACGAGAUGAAACGCUGAUCCUCCGAGGCUGAAAGAAGCAAGCAUUCGUUGGGCUGUUUAUCUCCCGCAGCGAACCGUUCCCCAACAGAAGAACGUCGGAAGAAAAACAGUGAUCCUACGAGCCUAAAGGAAGCUUCCGUUGAUCUGUUGACUUCUUGGACCGAACCGUUCCCUAACAGAAGAACGGCGGAAGAAAAACGGUUAUCCUACGAGCCUAUAAAGAAUCCUCCAUUGUCCCGUUUAUUCCUCUCACCGAACCAACAGAACAGAAGCACAUCGGGACAAAGCAGUAAUCCUCCUCCUCCUCCUCCUCCUCCUCCCCGCCAUUCCCUGAUCCCUUAUGCACGCCCCACAGCCGGCUCGCGCGCCCCAGUUGUGCAUAAAAGCUGUUCCAUUUGCCUCCAGCGGUAAAUUUUUAGACCUUGUGGAGGCGAGCGAGGGGACGCGAUUCGGGCCCCUCCAGGCAGCGGCGGCGGCGGCGGCGAGGGAAAAUUACCAAGGCCCGGGUUAAGCGAGGGGAGAGGAAACCAAGGAAAAGUAAAGACAUGGACGAGAAUUAAAAGCAGUUGUUGUUGAUGAGGAAAUUGGUCUGAAAACUUGAGGUUAAAAGGACGUAAACUAACCGUGACGAGAAAGCUGCUGGUGCCCUGUGUGGUGUUAAGGAGUGGCGAUUAAGGGAGACUAGCAAAGAAGGAAGGAACGUGCAAGCAAAAAAGACGAACAUAAAAAAAGGGAGAAGAUAAAAAAAAAAGGGUUCAGGAGACCGUAAAUCAACUUGUGUGUGGUUUCAAGAAGUAGCGAUUAACAGACCAGCAAAAAAAGUAAGGAAAGUGCAAGCUAACAUAAAAAAAGGAAGAAGAAAAAAAGGGUGAAAAAGAACGUGAAUCUGCCAAUAGGACGAAGCAGCUGCAAGUCGUGGCAUCAAAAGACGACGAGUGGAAAAGCUCAGCAAAGAGGGAAGGAAAGAGGGAAGUAAACAGUGGAAGUAAAGAGGAAGAGGAAGAGGAAGAGGGAGAUGCGUCACCCCCAUGGCAACGAGACUUCCCCUACUUCCUCCUCCCCUCGCCUCCCCGCCAUCGCGCUGAGGGGACGGGCCGAGGGACGCAGCACCUAACUGAUAAUUCAUUGGGGGGACGCUGAUGAGUGGAUCUUCUGAAUUACGACUCAGAGGAACCAGUCGCCGGCUAAAAGGGUUCCAGAGGCGCCGCGGAUCCCAAACUGACGGCGAGGGAAGGUUAUGAAGUAUUCCCAUCCAUUCCUCUUCAUCAUUCCUGGAAGCGUCGUUCGGGAGCUGCACUUCUCGAGCCUCCCGGUCUUGUUUCCCUUCGCUUCACCGGCCGAGGAAACCCAGUAAGUAGCUGCUUGAUCUACAGUGGCGCCGCGUGCAGGAGUGAAGCCCCAGACGGCCCUGCCCGCCCCGCCUCUUCGCCUCCCUCGUAAACAAACUAACCGUGGAAACUUGAGAGGGAAUGGUAAUGAGCAGAUCUGAAGGGCGCUGAGGCUGUGCCGGUCCCUGAGGAGCUGCGAGGCGACGACGAAACGGAGAAAACAACGAAAACAGCGACAGCAUCGACAGCGGUGGCUCGUGGCGGCUUCUUGAGUGAGGGACGUCCACUUCCGGCUCGCUUCGCCGUCUGGAAUUCCCUUUAUUAAGUCUCUGAGCCAGGCCCUUGAUCCACCAGGCACCGAUGGGUCGCCUGACAAGGGAUUAAUCCUCGCUUGGUGGACAGACUCGGUGAGACGUCGAGGUCCAAAGGCAACGAGAUAUCCGACGCACGAUCCGAGAACCUGAAGGCUGUCGUGAGGUCUUGAAGGAUUAAUCACCAGCCACGACGACGACCUGAAGGCUGUCUUGCCGGGCGUCCUGGAGUGAUUCCCGCCAACCACGACGCAGCGGAAUAGACUUGUGGAGGGAAACGCCAAUACUCAUUCCUGUGUCUUUGUCCGCGCGUCUCCGGCCCGGAAAACAGGUCCCCGGGCGCGGCAAACCCUCGCGCGCCCGCUGUUCCCGUCACCCAGUCCUCGUCGGCCUUGUGUUCGGGGCAGCCCAUCGCCUUGUAUGGGAUGAACGCGCUGAGACAAUGCGGAAACCUGUGGCACGGAGAGCAAGAUUAAGACGAUACGGAUGAACAAAGGAGAAAAGGUUGACACGCCGCCCUCCGUCGCCCCCAGCGCUUUACAAGUCUUGGGAGGGUGAGACAGGUCGCCAACUCGCCGCGGCAUCUGCAGAGGUGACUGAGCGGAAUAAUGGUAUUACGUUAAGUGAGAGAGAGAGUGGAGUGAGGGGAAUAUAAUAGUUCUCUCCCCUCGUGUAUUGCGCCUUCCAGCUUCCCUUGCCCCGCUCCCUUUCUGAGGCGAGGGAACGCGCCUAUCUACCCUCGCGUCGGCCUGACUGAGGAGACAAACACACACACGCUGGCCUGUGAGGGAACCGCUGAAUACUGAUAGCUGGAGGCCGUGAUUGAGGCCUCCCGCCGCCCGUGAUGUCACCGCGGAUGAAUAAGCGGCCCUUGUAAAAAAAGGAAAGAAGGUUCAGGACGCUGUUGUGGUGGCCAGAGCCUUAUCGCCCCUCCUGGUGUGGCGGAGGGCGUUGCCAGGGCUGAAUAGGAAGUGGCGAGGCUUCAGGGAGAGGCGACGCGAGUUUUGUGUCUCGCUGGCACGCCAGAAGCCUCGCUGGUCAAGGGUGUGUCCGCCUCGCCCACGCCAGCGGCCCGCGGCGAGGGAGGAUGCCCCGCCGCGCCCGCCGCUGCCCAGCCCACCGCGCCGCGGGCGACGACUGUCCAAGGCGACUGUUCAGGGCUGACGGCGGCAACGCGGCGCCUAAGUGACCUGCUAGGGAAGCAGAAGCAGCAGCAGCAGCAGCAGCAGCCUCAGCAACAACCUCAGCAGCAACCUCAGCAGCAUGGCGCCCAUGUUCUGCACCAAACUGUUCCACUGGGGCAAGGCGGGCAAGGGCAAGAAGGAUGGCGGGGCGCGGCCGGCCUUGGACACUGUGUACCCGGAGCCCCAGGACGAGGGGGAAGCGUGCCCCUACUGGACCCACGUGCAGUGUAACCCCCCGCCGCCCCCUGGCACCACCUCGUCCCGCCCACACACGCCCACACACGUCCCGCUACUGCCCCACCACCCCGCCAGCCCCGUGCACCACCAGCCGGCGCCCCGCAGCCCAUCUUCGCACCGCCGCGCCGCCCACGCCCGCAGCCACCAGGUGAAGUACGGGCACGAGGUGCCGCACCUUGGCACCACCUACCGCAGCCCCUUCCAUACCCCGCACCACAGCCCCCACCACAGCCCCGGCCCCAACAGCCCUGUGGGGCAGAGCGCCGUGCACUUCACGCCGAUAUGUCUGCAGCAGCAGCAUCACCAGCAACAACAGCAACAGCACAUGUACAGCCCCGUGCCCCCCGUCGGCUCGGGCUACAACAGUCCCGUGCACAGCUCCUCGGGCUUCAGCAGCCCCGUGCCCCCCGGGUCGGGGCACAACACGGUGGCGCACCACAGCCUGGGGUACACCAGCCCCCCGCACCACGGCUCCGGCUACACCAGCCCCGCACACCACGGUUCGGGGUACAACAGCCCCGUGCCCCACGCCCAGGGCUACCACAGCCCCGGGCCCCACCACUCCUCGGGUUACAACAGCCCCGUGCCGCCCCCCGCCCCGGGCUACCACAGCCCCGUGCCGCACGUGUCGGCCUUCCACGCCCCGGUGCCCCACGCGGCGGGGUACAGCAGCCCCCCCGUGCCGGCGCAGCCCCCGCCGCCCUGCGCCUCGCCGGGCUACAACAGCCCCGUGCACCACCACCACCACCACCACCACCGGGGCGGCUACGUCCUCGAGAGUAACUACAGCCAGCCGCUGCCGCCCCCGCCCCCACAACGACCUCCGCCCCCCCUGCCCGGCCAGGAAGGUAACGCACCCAGCAGUUGUCAUGUGUGUGUGUAG